AUAUACAGCUGUAAUCUUCAGAUUGGAAUUGAGUUAGUUAAUUCUUUUUUCCCAUUCUCUCUCUUCUCUCUAACUGACUCCUCUCUCUUCCUUCUUCCAUUGAUGAACCUCCAUUGUAGGUUCUUAAGCUUCCAUGGCUGAAUUCGAGCUGCUUUUAACAUGGUAUCAAAGCUGAGUUCACAACGAUCCACAGGAAGCUGCUAAGUAAGAUCGAUUCAGUGUUAAUUUCCUUUUUUCUUCUUUUUCUAUUGAUUGUGCGAAAAUCUGUGUGCAAUCGAGUUCUGUGUGCAAUCGAGUUUUCUAUUCAUUGUUCGAUUGCGAUUUCCUUCUAGAUUUCGUUUAGAUUGAAGUUGAAUUGUUGAUUAAUUCACUUGAACAAACUGAAAUGGCACCAGAAACUCCCAUUAAUGUAGUUAACUUGAAUGCAACUGCGUCUGCAUCUAUUAACAGUCAAGUGCUUGAUUGUAAUGACCCGCUGUAUGUUCAUCCAUCUGAUACACCUGGAGUUACACUUGUUCCUCAAUUGCUUAUAGGAUCUGAGAACUACUCCGAAUGGAGUAGAUCUAUGAAAUUGUCAUUACUUGUGAAGAACAAAAUAGGUUUUAUUGAUGGCAGUUGUAAGAGGGAAGAUUACGAAAAUGAUGCCUUUCGAACACAUCAGUGGGAUAGGUGCAAUGCUAUUGUUCAACAAUGGAUUAUGAAUUCAGUAGCACAUGAAUUGAGGAAAGGAAUUGUUUAUUCCUCAAGUGCUCAGAGGAUUUGGAGUGUCCUAAAGGAUAGAUUUGACAAGGUUAAUGCUAGCAAGGUGUAUCACUUGAACAGAGAAGUUAGUAGUCUAUCACAAGGAACAUCUAGUGUAGCAGUUUACUUCACCAGAUUAUGUGAUUUGUGGGCUGAGUUUGAGUCAGUCAUACCAUUCCCAGGGUGUGAUUGUCCUAAGUCUAGGGCAUUUGUUGAGUUCCUACACCAGCAGAAAUUGAUGAAGUUCCUGAUGGGCCUAAAUGAUACAUAUGCUCAUCAGAGAAGUCACAUUCUAAUGAUGGAUCCAGUUCCUAGUCUGGACCAAACUUACUCCAUGCUCAUUCAAGAGGAGAAUCAGAGAAUUCAUGGAGCAUCUAGUUCACAUUCAGGGGUGCUAGGGCAAGCACCAUUGGAGAAUGAUAGUAGUGGUCCAAUAACUGCAAAUGCAUCCCACAUAAGGGGAAAGAGGUUCACAAAUGCACAUCUGAUUUGUGACCAUUGUAAGAUGAAGGGACACACAAGGGAUAGUUGUUACAAACUGGUUGGUUAUCCAUCUCAUUUCAAGUUCAACAAUAGGAAGAAGAGUGCAUAUGAAAAUGCUACUACCAUGCUCCAAUGCCUACAUGAGCUCAGGAAGUGUUGCUCCUAUGGUUCAUAAUGCCAACAUGACCUCAAGUGUAGAAGUCCAGAACACAGAUGGUACCACUGCUCCUGCCCUUACUCCUGUCUUUACAAAUGAGCAAUAUGAUCAGAUUGUGAGAAUGCUAAAAAUGUUGUGCAAAGGAAAAGGUCCAGCAGAUCCCUCAGCUCAGUCAGCAGCUAUGGCCAACAUGACAGGACCUCUACAGUGGCAUGGUGAAGGGGAUUGGUAAGCACAAGGGUGGACUUUACAUCCUCAAUCCUUCCACACCUGCUGCUGCUUCCACUCCUCAGUGCCUUUCUUCUACAGUUCAGACACAGUUCCGUACCCAACAUUCUAUGGCAUCAAAGACUUGGCCAUGCCCCUUUCACCACCUUGCAGAAAAUCCCAACUAUAAGAAAUUUGUUUACUAGUUCAAAGUCUUGUAUUUGUCAUGUAUGCCCAUUAGCUAAACAAACCAGAUUCCUUUCCCAUUAGUACCACAAAAUGUUAGGCCUUUGAUCUUGUUCAUAUGGAUGUGUGGGGUCCAUAUAGGGUAAG
This is a messenger RNA of Lycium ferocissimum, 1921 nucleotides long. RefSeq lists its product as uncharacterized. The record is from RefSeq and is a predicted model, not a curated record. NCBI's taxonomy places the organism in Eukaryota, Viridiplantae, Streptophyta, Magnoliopsida, Solanales, Solanaceae. The transcript has 2 exons. Bases 386 to 1399 code for a protein of 337 amino acids.